AUGGCAAUUCAUCAUAAGAGAGCUAAGCCCCAGCGGGGUAGAGGUUCUAAGUCUCUUCGAGGCAAACGACGAAAGUUCGAGACCUCGAGGCUCAAGGAUGUUAGUGAGGGUAACUCUUCCGAAGAUGAAGCAGAGGACGUCAGUCGUGGCCCGGUCGACGAACUGGACGGUAGCGAGGGCUCCGAUAUAUCUUCCGGGAGUGACCUUGACGAGCAGCCGGAUGAGAAUUCAUAUAGCACCCUCUUAAAACUCCUGCAUAAUGGUGCCAAAUCAGACGAGCCGGCGCGCAAGAGACGAAAAAUUAGAUCUGACACGCCGCACACAGCCCAGCAUGAAACAUCUGUACAGGACGAUGGAGAUGUUGAGGCGGUGGACGAGUUGGCAGUUAUGGAGCCAUCAGAUGAGGAGAAUAUGGAUGAUGAUGUCUCGGACCAGGUGGAUGGUUAUGACAACUCUGGAAAUGAUGGAAGAAACGACCCCUUUGAAUCCCAUUUCGGAAAUCCAGACGAAUCUGAAUUAUCCCAGAAAAUUGAGGCUUCGUCUAAGCCCUGGCGCUCUAUAAAAUCGGAUUUAAUUGAGGGCAUGUAUGUUGUGGCCGGCAGCCCAGAUGCAGGUCAUGCAACAUGUCCUGUCUUGCCCUCGACACCUACGCCUGCUAAUCUUAAACUAAAGCAAAAACUAGCAAGAAAUGCCGUCUCCUUCGACCCUCUUAGCAACUGCCUAACGCCAUAUAUAUUUGGAUACCAUGACAUUCUAUUUUGCUCAAGGACGACCAAAAAUUCAGCCAAACUUCGUGAUCUCUAUUGUUUACAUGCUUUGAAUCAUGUUCUUAAAACCCGAGAUCGCGUAAUUAAGAAUAGUGCGACUUUGUCCAAGGAAGAUGGGGGGGAUAUCGAACUAAGUGAUCAGGGCUUUACAAGGCCCAAGGUUCUAAUGAUUCUCCCAACCCGACAAGCUUGUGUCCGUGUCAUCGAUUCUCUUUCUAAGCUCUAUCCAACGGAACAACAAGAGAAUAAGAAACGAUUUAUGGACAGCUUCUCUGCACCUGAUAAUGACGAUUGGGUUAACAAAACUGAGGAUUUCAAGGAGUUAUUUGGAGGUAAUGAUGACGAUAUGUUCCGACUCGGUUUGAAGUUCACACGGAAGUCCCUUAAAUACUUCUCACAGUUUUAUAGCUCCGAUAUCAUCCUUGCAAGUCCACUUGGGUUACGAACUGCCAUAGAAAAGGAAGGGGGGAAACGGCUCGAAAAUGAUUUCCUAUCCUCUAUAGAGAUGGUAAUUGUGGAUCACGCAGAUGCCCUCAUCAUGCAGAAUUGGGAACACGUCGAGUAUGUUUUCUCCAAUCUCAACCUUCAGCCUAAAGAAGCACAUGGCUGUGAUUUUAGCCGAGUACGAAAAUGGUACCUUGACGGUCAUGGAAAGUACAUUCGCCAAACGCUCGUGUUCUCGGCCUUCAUUACUCCAGAGCUCAAUGCUCUGUACGGCUCACAGAUGCAAAACAUAUUCGGAAAAGCAAAAAUCAUACCAAAAUAUGAUGGGGCUAUUCUCAACCUUCGACUGCUGUCUUCUGUGAAGCAGACUUUCUCCCGCUUUGAUUCGCUUUCCCCACUUAAGGAUCCGGAAGCUCGCUUCCAGUACUUUACUCGAACGGUCCUCACCAAUCUUUCUCGGAACUGGACGGGGCCAAAUUCUGGGAAGGGGAAAUCUGGGGGAACCCUGAUAUUUAUACCAUCCUACUUGGAUUUUGUCCGUGUCAGAAACUACUUUGCCAACUCCACCCAGACCGCUAACAUUUCGUUUGGCUUAAUAUCGGAAUACACAUCCGUGCGCGAUUCAUCAAAAGCUAGAAGCCAUUUCAUGAACGACCGGCACUCUGUCCUCCUCUAUACUGAACGCGCACAUCAUUUCCGGCGAUAUAAUAUUCGGGGUGUCAGCAAUAUUGUGAUGUAUGGACUACCUGACAACCCAAUGUUUUGGAGCGAAAUAGUCGAGUAUUUAGGAUCCGGUCCUGGUGCUACAGCUGCCGCUAGUGGACCUAUUCCUACCCUAAGGGUACUUUUCUCGAAAUGGGACGCCUUUAAGCUAGAGAGGAUCGUGGGGACAACCAGAGUUCGAAACAUGUUGUUAGAAAAAGGAGGAGAUACAUUUACAUUUGUCUAG
Arthroderma uncinatum is the source of this 2160-nucleotide messenger RNA. RefSeq names its product digestive organ expansion factor. Gene Ontology annotation, cellular component: small-subunit processome; nucleolus. The transcript is spliced from 5 exons. Gene Ontology annotation, molecular function: U3 snoRNA binding; rRNA binding. The record is from RefSeq and is a predicted model, not a curated record. Gene Ontology annotation, biological process: maturation of SSU-rRNA from tricistronic rRNA transcript (SSU-rRNA, 5.8S rRNA, LSU-rRNA). NCBI's taxonomy places the organism in Eukaryota, Fungi, Ascomycota, Eurotiomycetes, Onygenales, Arthrodermataceae. The coding region runs from base 1 to 2160 and encodes 719 amino acids.